CACUGGCCGCACAUCUGGGCAACUCCAGGUGCCUCCUGCCGCAGCAUGACGCUACCCUGGGCCCUCGCAGCUCUGAGCCUCCUUCCCCUGCUGACCACCCAGGACCCCAGGUGUGCCUUCCUGAAGACCGUGCCGAUCACCGAUGCUUUCCUGGAGAGGCUCUCCGGCAAGUGGUUUUUCAUCGCCGCAGUCUUACGCAACCCUGAGUUCAAGAAGAUGACUAGGCCAGUCCAGGCAGCCUUCUUUUACAUUGACCCCAACCUGAAGGAAGACACCCUACUUCUCAGAAACUACCAGACCAUCGAGGACCAGUGCAUCUACUUUGUCAGCUCUAUGGCCAUCCAGCGGCAGAACGGAACCUCUUCUAAGAGUGUGCAGGACAGAGGACCAUUUAUCCACCUUAGGCUCGUCAAGGACCCUGAGACCUUCAUAACGUUAGUCUUCCCGGAAGAUGAGCAGAACCGGGGACUAGGCUUCUACGCCAGGAAGCAGGAGGUGACCAAGGAACAACUGAGCAAGUUCCAGGAAGCCCUCAAGUGCCUGGGCCUGCAGGACGAUGAAAUCCUGUACUUGGAUGGGAAAAAGGAUCUGUGCAGGCCUCUGGAGAAACAGCACGAGGAGGAGAGGAAGAAGGGAAACAUGGAGUCCUAGGACACAAGGAAAAACUGAGACAGAGUUGGGGGUGGGCGCCCUCGGAUAUCUGGGUCCAUCCUCAUCUACCACCAGUUUUCGUCUCUCAGAUCUUUCCUCUCUUGCAUUAAUAAAGCUUCUGCAUUUAGGAAA
Molecule: messenger RNA, 783 nt
Organism: Choloepus didactylus (southern two-toed sloth)
Lineage: Eukaryota; Metazoa; Chordata; Mammalia; Pilosa; Megalonychidae
Product: alpha-1-acid glycoprotein-like
Exons: 6
Coding region: 46-651 (201 amino acids)
Biological process (GO): regulation of immune system process
Source: RefSeq, a predicted model, not a curated record